Molecule: messenger RNA, 2825 nt
Organism: Galeopterus variegatus (Sunda flying lemur)
Lineage: Eukaryota; Metazoa; Chordata; Mammalia; Dermoptera; Cynocephalidae
Gene: GPR61
Product: G protein-coupled receptor 61
Exons: 3
Coding region: 696-2051 (451 amino acids)
Biological process (GO): G protein-coupled receptor signaling pathway
Cellular component (GO): plasma membrane; endosome; signaling receptor complex
Molecular function (GO): G protein-coupled receptor activity
Source: RefSeq, a predicted model, not a curated record
GCAGUGGUUUGGGCUUCAGCAGCCUUGGAGAAGCAUCAGCUGAGAGGAGCUAUCACAUGGGAGCCGGGAGCUGCUCAGCAAAGAUGCCUUUAUGAGGAAACUGAAGUUCAGAAGAGUCACAGAGUUAGUAAUGCCCAGACCUGGGACUGGAAGUCAAAUCUUGUGCUCCUUCUACUCCCCACCAGCUCCUGCCAUUCUGAGUCAAGAAAUCAGGAAAUUUACAUAAGCAAUCAUAAAACUUGUGCACUAUCCCAGGGCUCAGCAAAACCCUGGGAAAGGGAGACAGCAUUAGAAUCCCUGGAUAACAAUCCCGGAAAGGGGAAAAGGGUAUGGAGAACAGAGGAAAGGAAGUGGAAAAGGAGGAGCUGGAGGCCACUCAAAAGGUGGAGUGUUGAGUGGGCAAGGCUCCCACCUCUCUCACGUCUCCUGCUUUUUUGCAGUCACCAAGGCAGACCCUGGAGCUACCUUUUGCCAGAAAGGGGAUAUAAGCCUGAGCCCUCAGCUGCCUGGCCUAGCACUCUGUACACAAACAAGCCCUAAGGCUGGUGAUAAGAGCCUGACCGAGAGGCUCCAGCAGGAGGUGCCCCCAACAAAACUGGGAAGCCUGUGCCUGGGCUUGCCAUCCCAGGGUAUCUGGACUAGGAUGGGGGAUGGGCCUGUGACAGGAGGUGCCCUGGGUGUCCUCUUUCGGCCCCAUGGAGUCCUCACCCAUUCCCCAGUCAUCAGGAAACUCUUCUACUUUAGGGAGGGUCCCUCAAACCCCAGGUCCCUCUACUGCCAGCGGAGUCCCAGAGGUGGGGCUGCGGGACAUAGCUUCAGAAUCUGUGGCUCUCUUCUUCAUGCUCCUGCUGGACUUGACUGCUGUGGCUGGCAAUGCUGCUGUGAUGGCUGUUAUUGCCAAGACACCCGCCCUCCGAAAAUUUGUCUUUGUCUUCCACCUCUGCCUGGUGGACCUGAUGGCCGCCCUGACCCUCAUGCCCCUGGCCAUGCUCUCCAGCUCCGCCCUCUUUGACCAUGCCCUCUUUGGGGAGGUGGCCUGUCGCCUCUACUUGUUCCUGAGUGUAUGCUUUGUCAGCCUGGCCAUCCUCUCUGUGUCGGCAAUCAACGUGGAGCGCUAUUAUUACGUGGUCCACCCCAUGCGCUAUGAGGUGCGCAUGACGCUGGGGCUGGUGGCCUCUGUGCUGGUGGGUGUGUGGGUGAAAGCCUUGGCCAUGGCAUCUGUGCCAGUGUUGGGGAGGGUCUCCUGGGAGGAAGGAGCUCCCAGGGUCCCCCCAGGCUGUUCACUCCAAUGGAGCCACAGUGCCUACUGCCAGCUUUUUGUGGUUGUCUUUGCUGUCCUUUACUUCUUGUUGCCCCUGCUCCUCAUCCUUGUGGUCUACUGCAGCAUGUUCCGAGUGGCUCGUGUGGCUGCCAUGCAGCAUGGGCCACUGCCCACAUGGAUGGAGACACCCCGGCAACGCUCCGAGUCUCUCAGCAGCCGCUCCACUAUGGUCACCAGCUCAGGGGCCCCCCAGACCACCCCACACCGGACGUUUGGAGGAGGGAAGGCGGCAGUGGUCCUCCUGGCUGUGGGGGGACAGUUCUUGCUCUGUUGGUUGCCCUAUUUCUCUUUCCACCUCUACGUUGCCCUGAGUGCUCAGCCCAUUUCGACUGGGCAGGUGGAGAGUGUGGUGACCUGGAUUGGCUACUUUUGCUUCACUUCCAACCCUUUCUUCUAUGGAUGUCUCAACCGGCAGAUCCGGGGGGAGCUCAGCAAGCAGUUUGUCUGCUUCUUCAAGCCAGCUCCAGAGGAAGAGCUAAGGCUGCCUAGCCGGGAGGGAUCCAUUGAGGAGAAUUUCCUGCAGUUCCUUCAGGGGACUGGCUGUCCCACCGAGUCCUGGGUUUCCCGACCGCUACCCAGCCCCAAGCAGGAGCCACCUGCUGUUGACUUUCGAAUCCCAGGCCAGAUAGCUGAGGAGACCUCUGAGUUCCUGGAGCAGCAACUCACCAGUGACAUCAUCAUGUCAGACAGCUACCUCCGUCCUGCCCCCUCACCCCGGCUGGAAUCAUGAUGGGCCACUGGACACUUGGAGGGAGAUGGGACUGGGGGCUGGUUAUGAUCGCAAGGACCACCUUGUGGGAUCACCUUUUCCCAGCUGGCUGGGGCUGGGAUUGGGGUCUCCAUGCACAGCUUUUGCAUAAUGGUUCCUGUGUCAGGAACAGAGCCAACAGGAUGGAUGUGUGGCAAAAGCCUUGGAUUUGGCUGUGUCUUUGACUACUGGGGGAGGGAUCCUGGGUAUGGUGAGGCGGUGACGAGAAGAAAGGGUCACAAAGGACUGGCUUCCCUGAUCUCUCUCCUCAUGGCAGUGACCCACCUCCAGCUUCCUGGACAAUCGGGUACAAGAGACUAAGGUUGGGAAUGGGAAGGGUGGGGUUUCCAUGGUCCAUUAAAUGCCUCUCUACUUCCAUUCAUCGCUCUCAAAAUUAGCUUCAGUGACAAAGACUUAAAUCUCUCUCCUAACUGCAGCCCUGGGUUGGAAAGAGGGCACAGGAGCUGGGCUCAGCUGUUCACUGAUUGAGACUGUAGGAACAGUGUUGGGUGGUAUUUUCAACAGAGAGGGAAUAAUUGCAAACUGGACAGGACAUCCAUCUGGGAUCACCUGUUCAUCCCACUUCCCUCAGUUGAAUCAGGUAACACUAAAGAAUAAGGAAGGUCCAAAGGGUGGUGUGGUCUGUAUUUGAACAAAUUCCUGGCUCACUGAGCAUCAAAGGGGGAAAAUGGACUGAUGGGAGUGGGAUAGUUUCCCCUUUGAACAGCCAAUAAAUAAUUUCAUGAUAAAAAGUCA